This is a messenger RNA of Esox lucius (northern pike), 1797 nucleotides long. RefSeq names its product matrix metallopeptidase 28 (gene mmp28). NCBI's taxonomy places the organism in Eukaryota, Metazoa, Chordata, Actinopteri, Esociformes, Esocidae. Gene Ontology annotation, biological process: proteolysis; collagen catabolic process; extracellular matrix organization. The coding region runs from base 177 to 1778 and encodes 533 amino acids. Gene Ontology annotation, cellular component: extracellular matrix. The transcript is spliced from 8 exons. Gene Ontology annotation, molecular function: zinc ion binding; metalloendopeptidase activity. The record is from RefSeq and is a predicted model, not a curated record.
AAAAUGCCUGGGACAAGAGUGGAUAUGGCGUUCCGGUACAGUUUUUGUUCAGCACUUGGAUUACAAACAUGUCACUUUCUCACAUCAGAAUUACAGUAGGCCUCCUUGGAUGUUAUUUCGACUGCGAUGUCUAGUUAUGUCUGCGGUUGGUGUAAUGGUAUUGCCAGUGUCAUACAAUGAGUUUUCGAGUCUCUCCGAGUCAAAGUAAGUUGCGGCAUAUUGGUGCAUGGAUCCUAACCGUUCUGGUACUGAGGUCAACUGUUUGCACUCCUCCGUCCACCAAGCGGGCGAUCGAUACCGAUGACGCAGAAGGCUUCCUGGAAAAAUAUGGCUACCUGUCACAUCUACACCAGGACGAACACAUACACAAUGCAGCUGAGGUUAAAACAGCAGUCAGUGAGUUCCAGUGGCUGUCCCACUUGCCAGUCACCGGACAGCUGGACAGUGCCACCCUGAAGCAGAUGGGCACGCCUCGGUGUGGGGUGAAAGAUGAGGGUAGCCACCAACUCUGGGCCCAGAGAGUGAACUCUGUCUUUACAGGCAAAAUGGCCUCCAGUGGGCCCCGAUUCCGCAGAAAACGCUCUGCACAGCCAGGUGAAAAGUGGUACAAGCGUCACCUAACCUACAGGAUAGUGAACUGGCCUCGUCACCUUGCCUCUGGCCCUGUACGACUGGCGGUACGCGCCGCCUUCCAGCUGUGGAGCAACGUGUCGGGUCUGGCCUUCCAGGAGGUCCCUGAGGGCCCCACGGACAUUCGCCUGGCUUUCUACGAAGGAGAGCACAAUGACGGGGCGAGCAACGCCUUCGACGGUCCAGGAGGAGCUCUGGCACACGCCUUCUUUCCUUGUCGAGGGGAGGCCCACUUCGACAUGGCAGAGAGGUGGACGCUAAAUGGACACAAAGGCCACAACCUGUUCAUGGUGACAGCCCACGAGAUAGGCCACACCCUGGGGCUGGAGCACUCACCAGUGCGCCACUCUCUCAUGUCCCCUUACUACAGGAAGCCGGGCCGCUCCCUGGUCCUCAGCUGGGAUGACGUCACUGCAGUACAACAACUAUAUGGAAAGCCUCCAGGGGGUCUGUUGCGGAGGUUACCGGGACAUGUUUUCAGCACAGCCCUGCAGGAGUGGGAGCUGGCUGAGGACUCAGAGGGCCGUUCUGGCCCGGCCCAGCCCCUCUACUGCCGGGGAGUCUUUGACGCCAUCACUAUGGACACGAACCAGACGGUGCUGGUGUUCCGGGGCGGUGUGUACUGGACGGUGUCAGCAGAGGGAAAUGUGAGCGUCCCUCUGCCUCUCCAGCAGCGCUGGCCCCACCUUCCUCUGGGUAUCCAGGCAGCUGCCUUCUCCCCCCUGGACAGCAAGUGGUACUUCUUCAAAGGUAAGGGGAUGUGGCGUUACUCAGGCAGUGUCCUGGAUCCUGGUUUUCCUAAGAGGAGUAAAGAGUUGGGCCUCCCACGCCACCCAGACUGCGCUUUCUACUACGCACCCCUGGGACACAUGGUCCUCUUCAAGGGGUCCCGCUACUCUGUGCUCAACCUGCACACGCUGAGGUCCGAGCCUUACUAUCCCCGCAAGCUGGCAGACUGGAUCGGGGUGCCCCAGGGGACCAACGGGGUGGUGACCCGUCCUGACGGGCUCCAUUAUUUCUUCAGGGAGCAGCAGUACUGGAGGUUUGACCCGGUGAAGGUGCGCGUGACCAGGGAGGGCCAUUGGGCGCGGGACUUGAAAUGGACAGGCUGCAGGCGUAAGACCCACCAGGGCAACAACAUCCUGUGAACGACAGAACUACAGAUCU